Messenger RNA from Hypoxylon fragiforme, 2326 nucleotides. Its product is annotated as amino acid transporter. NCBI's taxonomy places the organism in Eukaryota, Fungi, Ascomycota, Sordariomycetes, Xylariales, Hypoxylaceae. The coding region runs from base 501 to 2159 and encodes 552 amino acids. Gene Ontology annotation, cellular component: membrane. The transcript is spliced from 4 exons. Gene Ontology annotation, biological process: amino acid transmembrane transport. The record is from RefSeq and is a predicted model, not a curated record. Gene Ontology annotation, molecular function: L-amino acid transmembrane transporter activity.
GGAAGUUGGUAUCAAUACAAAUGUCCGAAAAGGAACCAAACAAAAAUAGAUACAUGUUCAAGAUUAUGUCAGCCGACUCGCUGUUUUACAAACGAAGAUAAGGUUAUUGGCCCGAGUGGUGCAAGCUGUAGGGGAUAUGGCGUGCGAGAACACCAACACGGUUUUGUGUGGGAGAAGUGAGACAAGUAGGAUUGCGCAACCUCCGGAUUAAAUGGUCAAGAUACAUAACAGUACCUACGUUUAUUUUUUGUCAGCAGCCCAAAAGAUGUCAUAUGGCUCUUCAGGCACGCGGAUUCUAAUGAAUGCAUAAGAAUACGUCCUAGAUAAUGAUGGACUUGCAUAUUAAUCCAGGUUACUCCGAAAGACUCAAAUUCACAGUAAACUUUGUAAUUCUUGGCAAAUCUAUUCAAUAGCAACCUACAGUAAUACAUCAACCCUUAUCCAACGCUCCAUGACCUUGACUUUUGUACAACAUAAGAAAAGCAUUCCAACUCCGUGAAAUGGCCACGUCCCACGGCGAAGACACCCCCUUGCUCAGGGCGGCGGAUACGCCGGACGGUGCAUCCAUCCGCUCGUCCUCCUCUCUUCUCAAGCCUUCCGCCGCCGACGACGAGAUCGAAGAUGGGCCCUCGACGCCGCCCGAGUUCGGAAACAUCGAAGACAGCGUGCUGCCCGAAGAAUCCGUGCUGGGCCGCAACAUCGACUGGAAGAGCGCGUACAUAAUCGCGAUAUCCCGCGUCAUCGGGAGCGGCAUCUUCGCGGUCCCGGGCGUGAUCCUGACCUCCGUCGGCAGCAUCGGGCUCUCCCUCUCGGUGUGGAUACUGGGUGCCGUGGUCGUGGCGUGCGGGCUUGCUGUGUCCCUGGAGUACGGGUGCAUGCUACCCCGUAGCGGAGGCGAUAAAGUGUACCUCGAGUUCACCUACCCGCGGCCGCGGUUCUUCGCCUCGACCAUGAUCGCGGUGCAGGCCGUGCUCCUGGGCUUCACGGCGAGCAACUGCGUCAUAUUCAGCCAAUACGUGCACUUUGUCUUCGACGCCGAGGCGCGGGACGCUUCGAAGAAGGCCCUGGCGGUUGCGCUCAUCACCGUCGUCACCAUUAUCCACAGCGUCUGGUACAAGGCCGGCAUACGCAUCCAGAACUUCCUAGGCUGGAUUAAAGUAGGCCUGGUGGUGUUCAUGGUGUUUGCCGCCCUCUACGUCGUGAUUUUCCGGCCUGAGCAGGAGGACUCGGAACACAAGCCAGUGGGAGUACAGUCCUGGGAGGGACUGUGGGAGGGAAGCGACUGGAAUCUCGGCACGCUCGCAACUUCACUGUUCAAGGUGUUCUAUUCCUACGCUGGGCUGUCGAACCUGAAUAAUGUGAUGAACGAGGUGAAAGAUCCCGUGAGAACGCUGAAGUCGGUUUCGCUUACCGCGUUGGUAACGGCGUGCUUUCUCUACCUGCUAGCUAAUCUAGCUUAUUUCGCGGUAGUCCCGAUCGAUGAGAUUAAGCAGGGCGGACAACUUAUCGCGGCCCUGUUCUUCGAGCGUGUCUUUGGUCCGAAUGUUGGCAAGAGAUUCUUGCCCCUUGCUGUUGCGCUCUCAGCCGCAGGCAACGUUAUGGUGGUUACAUUCUCAGUUGCACGCCUUAAUCAGGAAAUCGCCCGCGCGGGAUUCAUGCCCUUUUCACGAUAUCUCUCAUCCUCCAAACCGUUUAACGCACCUAUGGGAGGACUCAUUGUGCAUUACAUCCCCUCCGUGUUGGUCAUCGUACUACCACCAUCGAGCGAAGUUUACUCGUUUAUAUUAGAAGUAGAAGCCUACCCAGGGCAGGUAUUUGCACUAGCUACGUCUAUAGGGCUGAUCUGGCUACGAUACAAGCGGCCCGAUCUCAAGAGACCGUUCAAAGCAUGGCUGCCGGCGGUCAUCUUUAGAACCAUUCUAUGCUUUUCCCUGCUUGCCGCUCCCUUCUUUCCACCAACUCACCCAAAGCCUGGUGGACUCUUUUAUGCAACGUACGCCAUUGUUGGCGUUGGGGUACUUCUGUUCGGGGUGAUAUACUGGCUGGUAUGGACAGUUCUGUUACCCCGAUUCGGCCAAUACAGGUUAGAAGAGAAGCAGGAAGUCCUUGAUGACGGGACGGUUAUUACCGUGUUAGCCCGCGUCCCUAAGGUUGAGUAGAGACUCUUGCGCCGAUCCAAGUAGGCAUGUAGGUAAUCACACGGGGUUGCUAGAAGGCGCAAUAACACUAGAUAGAUUAUCUCUAUUGUAUCACUCAAUAUGCACCGUCAAUUUCAUAUACGUAGGCAGCCAUAUAUUAAAUCGAACCACAUGGCAUUACAAAUAUG